Molecule: messenger RNA, 3224 nt
Organism: Oncorhynchus gorbuscha (pink salmon)
Lineage: Eukaryota; Metazoa; Chordata; Actinopteri; Salmoniformes; Salmonidae
Product: glutaminase kidney isoform, mitochondrial-like
Exons: 18
Coding region: 184-2028 (614 amino acids)
Biological process (GO): L-glutamine catabolic process
Molecular function (GO): protein binding; glutaminase activity
Source: RefSeq, a predicted model, not a curated record
UCUCACCGCGACAAGUUUAGAACGUGACAACAGGAUUUGAUCUGUAUAACUGUUGUGGAUUUGCCCAAAAGCGGAACUAUCAGACUGCGGAGAAAUAGUGGAAAGUAACGAAAAUAACGAGAAGGUUUCCCGAAGGCAGUUAUUCUCCUAGUCUGCUCUUAUUUGUGUAUAAAGUUGUAAACCAUGCAUUGUUUAAAAAUAUUACGGGUGACCAACGCAGCAGCUGUUCAAGCCUUUGUGACAGACGCCACUAAAAAAGUUAUCAAAAAGUGUUUUGAUAACUGUUUAUUACCGGGUUGUCAUCGUACCGUUAAAAUUCACUGUUUCAACACAAGUUCAACAGAUCAGCACCGUAUUGGAACAACCUCAGAUAUGGACCACGUGCUUCCCAAACUGAGCAGUGAUGUAAAGGGUCUGUUCUCAGGAGUUGAAGAUAUGCUUUUCUACACCAUCACAGAGGGUCAGGAACAAGUCCCCGUCUCACACUUUAUCUCUGCCCUGAAGAAGACUGGUCUUAAUUCGUCAGACCCCCGACUGAAGGACUGUAUGGACAAGCUGCAACGCUCCGUAACGGAAUCCUUUCAUGACGUCAUGAUGGACCGGGAACUCUUCCACAAGUGUGUUGGUGGGAACAUAGUGCUUCUGAUUCAGGCCUUCAGAAAGAAGUUCAUCAUCCCUGAGUUUGAUGCCUUUGUAACAAAGAUAGAUCAAAUCUACGACACCGUCCAGAAAAACCAUGACGGACAUGUAGCAGUCUACAUUCCCCACCUGGCCAAGUUCAGUCCUGAUCUCUGGGGUGUGUCUCUGUGUACUGUGGAUGGACAGAGACACUCAGUAGGAGAAAGCAAGCAGCCCUUCUGUCUCCAGUCGUGUGUGAAACCUCUGGAGUAUGCUGUGGCCAUCCACGAGGCUGGGACAGAGAAGGUACACCGCUAUGUGGGGAUGGAGCCCAGCGGACUCAAGUUCAACAAGCUCUACCUGGAUGAGGAAGACAAACCCCACAACCCCAUGGUGAAUGCUGGAGCCAUUGUCAUCAGCUCUCUUAUCAAGCCUGGCUCAAACAAGGCAGAGAAGUUUGACUAUGUGAUGGAUUUUAUCAAGAAGAUGGCUGGUCAAGAGUACGUGGGAUUCAGCAAUGCCACGUUCCAGUCUGAAAAAGAAACAGGCGACAGAAAUUUUGCAAUUGGAUAUUACCUCAAAGAGAAGAAGUGUUUUCCUCGUGGGGCAGAAAUGAUUGAUGCACUGGACUUCUACUUCCAGCUGUGUUCCAUUGAGGUGACCUGUGAGUCUGGGAGUGUCAUGGCCGCCACGCUGGCCCAUGGGGGCAUCUGCCCAAUCACAGGCGAGCGGGUACUGAGUGCCGAGGCCGUACGGAAUACCCUGAGCCUCAUGCACUCCUGCGGCAUGUACGACUUCUCUGGGCAGAUGGCCUUCCAUGUGGGCUUGCCUGCAAAGUCUGGGGUGUCUGGAGCAGUUCUGUUGGUUGUCCCUAACGUCAUGGGAGUGAUGUGUUGGUCACCUCCUUUAGACAAGGUUGGAAACAGUGUCCGAGGAAUACACUUCUGCCAGGAGCUGGUGUCUUCGUUUAACUUCCACAACUAUGACAACCUGAGACACUUUGUCAAGAAGCAGGACCCCCGAAGACAGGAUGGGGAUGAUAGGAACAAGUCUGUGGUGAACUUGAUGUUUGCGGCUUACAGUGGAGAUGUGUCAGCCCUCAGAAGGUUUGCUCUGUCCUCGAUGGACAUGGAGCUGAAAGACUAUGACUCUAGGACAGCUCUACAUGUGGCUGCAGCAGAGGGUCAUGUAGAAGUGGUACGGUUCCUAACAGACACCUGCAAAGUGAACCCAUUUGUGAAAGAUAGGUGGAGCAGCAUUCCCCUGGACGAUGCCCUGCAGUUUGGCCACGGUGCCGUGGUGAAGGUCCUACAGGAGUACCAGGUGGCUUGCCAGGAACAGGACAGACUACCAGUGGCUGAUAUCAUACCCAUCCCCCCCAAACUAGAGACUGUAGAAGGCAUGGUGUGAUCAGGGGGGCCGUUGGUAUCAAGCUCUACAAUUAGGAGUGCUGAUCUACCAUCAGUUUGGCGUAACGAAACAGAUAAUUAUAGACAUUGAGGACCUGAUCCUAGAUCACCACUCCUACUUGAUAAAUCAUUAGGCCCCAAACAGAAGAAAAACGUACUGAAACAUGGAGGGACUUCAAAUCCAAUAACAAACGCUCAUUUUAGUUUUCAGUUGCAAAUGGUAGUGUCCGAAGUGGCACUCUAUUUUAUAUAGGCCUUUAGUGCAUUCGUUUUGGUUAGUAGUGUGUAUAAGGAAUAGGGAUGCCAUUGGGGACGCAACCCUCUCCACGCUUAGAAAAAGGUAUCUAGAACCUAAAAGGGUUCUUCGGAUGUCCCUAUUGGAGAACCCUUUGAAGAACCCUUUUUGGUUCCAUUUAGAACUCUUUUGGGGUUCCAUGUAGAACCCUUUCCACCGAGUGUUCUACAUGGCACCCAAAAGGGUUCUACUUGGAACCAAACAUUUUUAAACCUGGAACCAAAAAGAACCCCUUUGGAAACUUUUUUCCCCUAAGAGUGUAGUGUUACUCCUUCCACCGGGACUUGUCUCUCUGACGUCCCUGGGUGUGUCCCAAUAAUAUCUACUUUCUCCUGAAGUGUACACUUGUUCACUACUUCCCACAAAUCUAAAAGCAUUGGAUUGGUGGAGGCGUGGGCUAGUGGGUGUUUCCACCUCAUUUCUUAUACCAGUCAUUGUUCUUCAAAUCAGUGAAAUGCACGCUUUGGGAGGAAGGAGAGAUCUUUGGGACAGACUGCCUAUCUUGUAUGCAAUAUUUACUCCUCUCCUAGGCUGGACUUAUAUACAGGAGGAGACCUGAGAGUGAGGCUGGACAUGUACAGGAGGAGACCUGUGAGUGAGGCUGGACAUGUACAGGAGGAGACCUGUGAGUGAGUGUUGGAGAAGUUCAACAUCAUGAGCGGGACGUUCAGUGUUCUAUGACGAAAAAUUUGUCGACAUUCUAUUUUUCCUGACUAAAACUAUGCCUAUAACGAGACGAGGUGCCCUCGAAAAUAUAACUAUGACAAAUGUUUUUCUUCGUUUGAGUUGAUGAAAAUGUAAUGAGAUUUGACGUGACGCCCUUUUAAUCUGUUUUGUCCAAUCAGAAGCAUGCAUACCUUUGCAGAAUAUUUAAUUAAAUUCUCUUAUUGGCUGAUAACAUC